Alosa sapidissima (American shad) is the source of this 960-nucleotide messenger RNA. Its product is annotated as olfactory receptor 52J3-like. Gene Ontology annotation, cellular component: membrane. Gene Ontology annotation, molecular function: G protein-coupled receptor activity; olfactory receptor activity. Gene Ontology annotation, biological process: G protein-coupled receptor signaling pathway. The record is from RefSeq and is a predicted model, not a curated record. The transcript has a single exon. Lineage: Eukaryota; Metazoa; Chordata; Actinopteri; Clupeiformes; Clupeidae. The coding region runs from base 1 to 960 and encodes 319 amino acids.
AUGGACUGCCUGAGUGUUGCAAUGAAUCAAACAAUCUCCUCUGUCCUCAGAAUUGCCAGCUUUGACAUCCACCCCUCUGCUGUUUACCCUAUUUUCAUUAUGGGCCUUUUGGUUUACUUAUUUUCUGUCCUCUCAAAUGUGACAAUCCUGAUGCUGAUAGUUACUCAGAGGAGUCUCCACAGGCCGAUGUUUUACAUCUUCUUCAGCCUGCCACUGAAUGACCUCAUUGGAAUUACUGUAAUGUUUCCCCGUGUGCUUGUGGACAUUGUGAUCAUGAAGAACACUGUCAACUACCCACUUUGUGUCCUUCAGGCAUUUUUGCUCCAUUUGUCUGGUGGUGGCAUCCUCUUUAUACUAGCAGCAAUGGCAUAUGACCGAUAUAUUGCUAUAUGCAAGCCACUCAGAUACAAUUCAAUUCUGACAUCACUUGGUAUAACUGCUGUUAUAUCAUUAGCUUGGGGCGCUAAUUUUGCCUUAGUUCUAGUGCUUUUUCUGCUUCAGGCCAGAGUAACAAAGUGCAGGGAUUUUAUAAUAAAUGUGUUUUGUGAUAACUUCUCAUUGCUUAGCCUUUCCUGUGGAGAAGACCUUACAAUAAACAAUAUUUAUGGAUUAGUUAUAACAGCAUUUAUGCACAUAGUCACUGUAACAAUUCAGCUGUUCUCAUACAUUCAAAUCCUUUUAACUUGUAUCAUGAACAAACAAUCAGAUGCCAAAACAAAGGCAGUGAACACCUGCUUAGCGCAGAUCAUUUCAUUUAUUCUUUUUGAGAUUGUCUGUUUGUUCACAAUACUGUCUUACCGGUUUCCAAACAUAACCCCUAAUGCAAGAAGAGCCUGUGGAAUGCUUAUUUUUCUGAUUCUACCUGUUUUAAACCCCAUUAUCUAUGGAAUGAAAACCAAGGAUAUUAGAACAGCAUUUUUUCACAUUUUGAAGAAACAAAAUUUUUUAUCAUCACAGUAG